Messenger RNA from Diplodia corticola, 1764 nucleotides. RefSeq lists its product as uncharacterized. The transcript has 3 exons. Gene Ontology annotation, molecular function: protein binding. Lineage: Eukaryota; Fungi; Ascomycota; Dothideomycetes; Botryosphaeriales; Botryosphaeriaceae. The coding region runs from base 1 to 1764 and encodes 587 amino acids. The record is from RefSeq and is a predicted model, not a curated record.
AUGAAAGUAGUGCUGAGAACGAACGCAGGCAGUUCGAGAAUCUUGGACAUGACGGCAUUGUUGACACUCCCAAACGAGUUCCCAAACGAACUGCUGGCCGGCAUCGCCGAGUAUCUGCAGAAACAAGAUCUCCGCAACGUGCGGCUGACGUCUCGGCUCUGGAGGGAACCGGCGGCGAGAUUCCUACACAACCGGGUUUAUCUUUCCGACCAUCAUCGAGACAUCAAAGUCUUCAGGAAAAUCACCAGCAAUACCGAAUUGCGGAAAUACGCUAGAGAGCUGGUGUUCGACAUGAGCACAUUCAAUGAGGACCUCCUCAAUUUCGCCUGUUUCCUGCAAAUGACGGAUCGGCAUCCACCGAGAUGUGUGCGCGACGACCAAGCACACGGAGGCCACGCCGAUGAUUCUGCUAGAAUCCAGAAUUGGCAUGACAUGACCGCACGCCGAUGCCAAAAUGAUGUUGCUAUGGUCCGCACCCAGCAAAUUGACACUGUCACCGAGUUUUUCCAGUGGUUUGAAAAGCGAGUUCGCCGGCACAUCAACAACCGCCGCACGAACGCAGCAUUCAAGGCCUUUCGGGAAGCAAUCCUAUCAGGGUGGGAGGUCCAGCGGAUCAUCGUCACUAGCUUGCCCGCGGGGCCGGACCACGAGGCCCGUCCUGAUAGGCCAUUUCAGCAACCGGACCGUUCACCGGAAUGGAGGAAAUGGGAGGAUAAUAUGCGGAACACAACGGGGCCGAUCCCCUGGGAAGAGGUCCAGCCGAGAGCAAGCUGGAUGACGUCUGAUCGUCAGCUACCGGAAAUCCUGGAGUUGGGCAACUCGGGUAGUCUUGCUGGGUGGCUGAACCAAACCCCUGGUAUGAGCUGGCAAGAGUGGAGCACCAGGAAUGCAAGUGGUCGGGAACCGAGAUGCUUCCACGCUAAGCCGGUGGGGUCGCCAUACCGGGGACUGUUGACGAUCGUUCAGAUCCUGCACGAGACCAAGAGGCUUGCGUCAAUCUCGGAAUUAUCAGUGAUACCAAACCGACAAUACCAUCCGGCUUGCUGCGAUUGUGGCGAGGGCAUGUCGUCGGCGAUUUUCCUGACGGACGGCCCCGACAUGGUACAACUGCAACAGUUGGCCAAGCACCUCAAGGUUCUUCGCCUGGUUCCUGAGGCGGUGACAGACUUGGACGAAACUCGUUUCGAGUAUCCAGGGUUGCGCAGAUUGCUCCAGCAGGGCAGCAAGGGUUUGGAAGAGCUGUACCUGGGGUUCGUCCACCAUCAAACAUUGUCCGUGGACCGUCAUCUGCUCCGGGGCCUCACUUUCAACAGACUGCGGAAAGUCCAUCUUUUCGACGUUCGUUUCACUGACGUGGAGCUUUUUACGUUCCUGUCCGAUAACCGGCACUGCAUCCGCAAGCUGAUUGUGUGUUACUGCCUCAUGGUGGACGAAAACGGAGCGAUGCUCGAUGGGGACGAUGACACUGAGCCAAUUGAAGCCACGGGAUGGUGGUGGCCAGUGCUGGAUGAGCUUCGGAGCAUGGGGUGCUUUGGAGGGACGGACCUCUACAUCGACUCGGUGAUUCAGCAGCGGGACACAUUGGAAAUGGCAGGGACCCCUGAGCUCGAGGAAGGCAUGUCCAGGUGGAAGACAUGGACUACUGCUGGUGGUGGGUUCCCGUUAGUCGGGGGUUGUCCGAGGCAAGACCCGUCUUUGGCGGGCAUGAUCCCAGCCAACUAUCGGGGCCAGUUGCGGUCAGCAUUGCUAACCCGCCGUGAGUAA